AAUGAGUCAUUGAUAUUUUUGAUUGCAUCUGAAUUUCGUGUCCUGAUAUUUCAGUAUAAAAUAAAGCUUUUUUUGAUUUCCUAUUAGUUUUGCAUUAACAAACUAAACAUGAGUUUGCAGUGGACGAUUAUUGCUACUUUCUUAUACGUUGAAAUAGCGGUUGUGCUUCUUUUAUCAUUGCCUGUCGCAAGUCCUUCGAGAUGGCAAAAGUUAUUCAAAUCGAAGUUUCUGGCGUUUAUUUAUGGACAAGCCUCGAUUUACUUUUUGGUGCUGAUCGGUGUGUUGGUGCUAUGCCUGUUAGAUGCUAUACGUGAGAUGCAAAAGUAUUCUAACAUCGAAUCAACUGACCACCAACACCUUGACGCAGAAAUGCAAGGUAGCAUGAGGCUUUUCCGUGCUCAAAGAAACUUUUAUAUAUCAGGAUUCGCUCUUUUCCUUCUCAUCGUUAUUCGCAGGUUGGUUCAGAUGAUUUCUGAACUAGCGUCUUUGUAUGCACAGUCCGAAGCGAACUUACGACAAGCUAAAAGUGCAAGCGCCACCGCCAGAACUCUUCUUUCGCAGCAGGGAGAAGGAGAUGAGAAAAACAAGAAAGAAGUAGAGGACAUCAGAAGUCAAAUUACAAUUCUAGAAAAGGAACUGUCAAAGGAAAAAAAGGAUAAAGAAGCAAUGAAAUCACAAGCCGAAACAUUGAAUAAAGAAUAUGAUAGGUUAUCCGAGGAAUAUAGUAAAUUGCAAAAGAAGCUAACAGUAGCAGGUGGAGAUAAAAAAGAUGAAUAAGUUUUCAAAUCAUUAUUCUCUCUUUAUAAUAAAUAUUCUCAUGAAAACAAAUUGUAAAUGAAUGAUGUAAUCCUGUGAUUCAUAGCCUUGAACAAGCCUUUAGUAUGGAAACAAAAAAAUAUUUAUUUACCUUUAUUUUGUUAUUGUGAGGUUAGUCUUGUAGGUUUAUUAGCGUUGAAAAGUCUGAUUAUGUUGUUUUGGGCAUUUUUUUUAUAAGUGUGUAUUUAAAAUCUAGGUAUGUAUUGUUUUUAUAUGUAAGGGUCCUGGCUUAUAUUUACUAUUAAAUUCUAAUGUAUGGACUAAGUUCUAAUUAAAUAGAAAUUUUUCUAAACUGUGUUUUAAUAGAAGUUUUUGUGCAUUUAUUACACCUGCUUUAUUCCUUUACUUUCUUAACAUGUCUAUUUAUUCAUAUUU
This is a messenger RNA of Pieris brassicae (large cabbage white), 1191 nucleotides long. RefSeq names its product B-cell receptor-associated protein 31-like. The transcript has a single exon. Bases 109 to 777 code for a protein of 222 amino acids. Lineage: Eukaryota; Metazoa; Arthropoda; Insecta; Lepidoptera; Pieridae. Gene Ontology annotation, biological process: endoplasmic reticulum to Golgi vesicle-mediated transport; intracellular protein transport. Gene Ontology annotation, cellular component: endoplasmic reticulum; endoplasmic reticulum membrane. The record is from RefSeq and is a predicted model, not a curated record.